Molecule: messenger RNA, 5822 nt
Organism: Hemiscyllium ocellatum (epaulette shark)
Lineage: Eukaryota; Metazoa; Chordata; Chondrichthyes; Orectolobiformes; Hemiscylliidae
Gene: pik3cg
Product: phosphatidylinositol-4,5-bisphosphate 3-kinase, catalytic subunit gamma
Exons: 11
Coding region: 165-3500 (1111 amino acids)
Biological process (GO): cell migration; phosphatidylinositol-3-phosphate biosynthetic process; phosphatidylinositol 3-kinase/protein kinase B signal transduction
Cellular component (GO): phosphatidylinositol 3-kinase complex, class IB; phosphatidylinositol 3-kinase complex, class IA; plasma membrane
Molecular function (GO): 1-phosphatidylinositol-3-kinase activity; 1-phosphatidylinositol-4-phosphate 3-kinase activity
Source: RefSeq, a predicted model, not a curated record
AUACGUGGUGAUUGUGAAGACACCACAAAGUGCCGAUGCUGUUUAACCAUGCAGAGAGGGUCGUGGCGACAUGAACAGGCUGGCUAUGGCUGAGUCGUCACAUUGCCGAGUGAAGAGAGCCCAUAUCCUUGCAGACCCAUGACACGGAGCAGAUUACCCCUGGCAUGGACCAGCCAAAGAAUGACAAUGACAAUGACAAUCCCAUUGUUUUGAGAGAGGAAAACAGAAGGAGAAGGCGGAAAAUGCGAGCUAACACAACCAGGACCAUGCAGUACUAUUCACUGGAGCAGCUGGCCAUUGAGUUUGUCCUCCCCACACGCAACAAGCUCAACAAUGUCCACGAGAAGCUCUCCCUAGAGGUGGCUGGCAAUUACACAGUGGAGCAACUGAAAGCCAAGGUUUGGGUGAAAGCUGGUGGCAUCAGCGUUUGCCCAGAUUUCUACCAGAAGCUCAGCCCUGACCAGUUCAGGUUGUUGUACCAGAAGAAGGGUCAGUGGUACGAGAUUUAUGACAAGCAUCAGGUAAUCCAAACGCUGGACUGCAUCAACUACUGGAAAACACUGCAGAGGAACAACGGUAAGAUUCACCUGGCCCAGAAAACGAAAACCUCAAAGGAAUCCUUGCAGUUGCAAAAUGAUUUGAAUUACCUGAUAGGGUAUGAUGUCACUGAUGUGAGCAAUGUACAUGACGAUGAGUUGGAAUUCACCCGGAGGAAGCUGAUCACCCCCCAGCUCAAUGAGGUAGCCAGCAGGGACCCUCGGCUCUAUUCAAUGGAUCCUUGGAUCAUUUCGAAGCCUCUGCCUGAAUAUCUGCUCAAUAAGAUCUGUAACAAUAACAUAUUCAUCGUUAUUCACAGGGGGACGACAAGUCUGACGAUAAAGGUUUCCAUUGACGAGACACCACAAAGCAUUCUGAAGAACUUCUUCAAAAAGGUGGCCAACAAGAAGGGUCUGCUGGAAAUCUCGGAGAACCACAACGAGGAGCACUUUGUCCUUCGGGUCUGUGGCAGGGAGGAUUACAUCGUUGGUGACAACCCAAUAAAGGAUUUCCACUGGGUAAGAAACUGCCUGAAGAAUGGCGAGGAAAUUCACUUUGUCCUUGACGUACCCCCGGAUCCAGCAAUGGAUGAAGUGCAGAAGGAAGAGUGGCCUCUUGUGGAUGAUUGCACUGGGGUUACUGGAUCCCACCAGCAGUUAACUCUCGAGGGAAGAGAUCAUGACAAAGUCUUCACCAUAUCCCUCUGGGACUGUGACAGAAAGUUCCGAGUGAAGAUUAUUGGCAUUGACAUUCCAGUGCUCCCACGGAACACGGAACUGACUGUCUUUGUUGAAGCGAGUAUCUUGCAUGGGCAACAGGUGCUGGCCCAGCAAAGGACCCUUACAAAAGCCUUUACAGAGGAAGUGCUAUGGAAUGUUUGGCUUGAGUUUGACAUUAAAGUCAAAGACCUGCCCAGAGGGGCACGACUGAAUCUUCAGGUUUACUGCGGUAAAGCACCAGUUCAAAGUAUGAAGUCUACCUUUCAGUCUCAAGAUGACAAUGCCUGGGACACCAAGAGCAAGAACCAUAUGCUGUAUUAUGUCAACUUGUUGGUGAUUGAUCAUCGAUCACUCCUCCGACAAGGGGAGUAUGUACUCCACAUGUGGAAAAUUCCUGAUAAAGGUGAAGAACAAGGGACAAUUGAGGCUGACAAGCUGACGUCGGCGACCAACCCUGACAAGCAAAACUCCAUGGCUAUCUGCAUCCUCCUGGACAGAUACAAUUACCCAAUCGCUCUCCCACGAAGUUGUCAGAGUCAGCAAGCUGAGCUGGAGAGGGCGGGCCACGAGAUGCACAGUCAGCUCCGCAAGCAGUUCGAAGAGAUCAUCAGCACUGACCCCCUGAACCCGCUGAGCACUGAGGACAAAGAGUUACUUUGGCAUUUCAGGCAUGAGUGCAUGAGGCAGCCUAAGGCCUACCCGAAGUUUCUCAGCUCAGUAAAAUGGGGGCAGCAGGACGUGGUCCUGAAAACCCAGCAGCUCUUAGACAAACAGGAGAUGUGGAACAGCAGUCCCUUGGAUGUGGGACUUGCAAUGCAGCUUCUGGAUUGUCGAUUUUCUGAUGAGCAUGUUCGGGCACUAGCUGUUGAAAAGCUGGAGACAUUGGACAAUAGUGAGGUGCUGCGAUAUCUCUUACAAUUAGUCCAGGCAGUCAAGUUCGAGCCUUACCAUGACAGUGCCCUAGCCCGAUUCCUCCUCAAACGAGCCUUAAGAAGUAAACGAACUGGCCAUUUUCUGUUCUGGUUUCUGAGGAGUGAAGUGGCUGAAUCGAUGCACUAUCGACAGCGCUACGCUGUCAUUCUGGAAGCCUAUCUCCGGGGUUGUGGGAAAGCUAUGUUGAUGGAUUUCAUGAAGCAAGUCAAGGUGAUGGAGGCCCUGCACAAAAUCACACUGGAGAUUAAAAAUGUCACUGCUGACAAGUAUGACGUUUCAGCUCAAGUGAUCUCGCAGUUAAGACACAAACUUGAGAAGCUGCAAUCAUCUGGUUUCCCACAAUGUUUCCGAGUUCCAUAUGACCCUGGCCUCCGAGCAGGAGCUCUUGUGGUGGAUAAAUGUAAGGUCAUGCCAUCAAAGAAAAAGCCUCUAUGGCUAGAGUUCAAGUGUGCAGACCUCACCUCCAUAUCCAAGGACACUAUUGGAAUCAUCUUUAAACAUGGAGAUGACCUGCGGCAGGACAUGCUGAUCAUCCAGAUCCUUCUAAUUAUGGAUUCAAUCUGGGAGAUGGAAUCUUUGGAUCUUUGUCUUUUGCCGUAUGGGUGCAUUGCAACAGGAAACAAAAUCGGAAUGAUUCAGAUUGUGAAAGAUGCCACAACCAUUGCUAAGAUUCAACAGAGCACAGUUGGCAACACAGGGGCAUUUAAGGAUGAAGUGUUGAAUCACUGGCUGAAAGACAAGUGUCCGAUUGAAGACAAGUUCCAGUCAGCUGUUGAAAGGUUUGUUUAUUCAUGUGCUGGGUAUUGUGUUGCAACCUACAUCCUGGGCAUAGGAGACAGGCACAAUGACAACAUCAUGAUCACAGAGUCAGGAAAUCUUUUCCAUAUUGAUUUUGGUCAUAUUCUUGGGAACUACAAAAGCUUCCUGGGAAUCAAUAAAGAGAGAGUGCCUUUUGUUCUCACUCCUGACUUUCUCUUUGUGAUGGGCACAUCCGGGAAGAAGACAAGCCAACAUUUCCAGAAGUUUCAGGAUAUCUGUGUCAAGGCCUACCUUGCUCUUCGCCACCACACCAACCUGUUGAUUAUACUCUUCUCCAUGAUGGUGAUGACAGGGAUGCCACAACUAACCAGCAAAGAGGACAUUGAAUACAUUCGUGAGACACUUACUGUUGGCAAGAAUGAGGAAGAGGCUAAGAAGCACUUUCUGGAUCAGAUUGAGAUCUGUCGGGACAAGGGAUGGACUGUACAGUUCAACUGGUUCCUCCACCUUGUACUUGGGAUAAAACAGGGGGUUGAGAAACACUCUGCAUAGCUGCUCAAAGAGACAAAAUGGAGAGUGAUAGACAUGGAAGUAGGGGAACAUUUCUCUCUGGAAUCUAGAUUACAGGUCAUUCUGCUAUACCACACGUUUCGUUAACACGAAUUCGCUAUAACGCGAUUGAUGAAUUGGGGACAUUGUUUCUAAAGCGCGAACUUUUAAAACGUGUGUUGGUUGUAAUGUGAUUAUAUUGUCAACAUUUUAAGUGCUGUUUCCAAAGUAUGAUUUUUCUAUAACACAGGGUUGCACAAGAACGCAACCAUCAUGUUAUAGAAGAACUACCUGUAUUCCAAGAUCAAUUUGUUCAGUCAAAAAUAGUUCAGAAUCUAGCUUUUCAAUGUUCCGCUUCAAUCAAAUUUGAAAUGCAUUACUAUUUCCAAAAAAACAACAGCAAAAGUACUGACCAACACUUUCAACUCAAAGAUAUCUUCUCUUUGAAAGGUUGAAACAAUUUCGGUCCUCAGCAUCAUGCAAAUGUAAGUUUCCUUUCACUCGAAGGAAUUAUUCACUAGCUGAAGUCUGCUGGAGAUUUUUAGAAACACGCUUACAACUUUGUUUGGACGAUCAACUGAAGAUCUGUUAAAAACUGUUGUUGGAUCAGGCAGUCAAUUGUUCUGUGAUAUGCAAUUAGCUUCCAACUCCCAGUAGCAGAUGAACAUACAAAACCCAAUCUCUCUUUACUUCAACCCUUCCUCCCAUUACCGUAGAAACACUCUUACUUUAAACGGCACCAGUAGCAGCAAUUGUCUGACUUGUGUUUUAAGUAGUGUUUAUACUGGAUGUGGUGGACACAGCUCUUUUGCAGCCACCCAUUUUUCUGAGUCUUUGGGGUCUAGGUAAAUAACCUGCCAGUUUAACUUGAGAAGGUUGUGCAGCUUUGAAGUUGCACGUUGGCACUUUGUAUCUGCCAAUACGGCAGACUCGCAGAUAUCUCUGAUUCUUCACUCACCUGCCAUGACCUGAGGCUGUUUUAGUGUGGGCCACUAUUGCGCACUCCUGUCACAUUCGAAACUCCAUUUGGAUUGCUGCACUCUGCUACCUCACUUGGUAGAUCAUUUUUGCAAUAUUUCACCCAAUCCUCUGGGACUUGUCACUCUUCCCUGCCUUAAUUUUGAGAGAGGUUCAUGUAUGAUCCAGGCUUUCAAAGUUAUAUCUGAGGAUGAGAAAUCACUGGGAAAAGUUCAGCUGAUUAUUUCUAUUAAUCGUUAGGGUGAGACAGUAAUGGUAAUGUCAGUGGACUACAUUCAGAAGCCAAGGCUAAUAUUCUUAGGAUACAGGUUCAAAUCCCACCUGGUGGAAUUUAAAUUAUAAAUUUAGAAUAUAGGCCACAAUAGAUGUUUGUCAUAAAAACCCAUCUGGCUCACUAAUGUCCUGUAGGAAAGAAAACCUGCCAUUCUUAUGUGGUUUGACCUACAUGCCAGGCCAAACCCACAGCAAUGUAGAUGAUUUUUAACAGUCCUCUGCAAUUGUCUAACAACUCAAUCAGUUCAAGGAUAAUUAGGGGUGGGAAAAAGAUGUCAAUGAUGCUACACUCCACGAAAGAAUAAAGAAAAUAAAACUGUUCAGAAGAAUAUGAAUAAUAUUUUGACAGUCUUAAAGACAGAAAAAGUACUACAAGCAUACGGUCUUUAAAGUGACGGAAUGGAAAGACAAUCGUCUGUUCCCAGCACGAAAUUUCCCUGAGUCUUGAGGAAAUCUCUGUGUUGUCGUUAAGAGCAGCCCAGGAGAACAAUUGCAGGGAUUUUCACUGUAUUUUUCUUCCCCUACUUUCUGCCACAGUAAAUUGUUCAUGCUUUCUUUCAAAUGAACCUUAAAGUCCUUGAAUGUGAAGACAAUCCAUCAACAAUUUAGGGCCUUGUUUGCUUCAAAUCAGUGGUUAGAUUAGAUUAGAUUAGACUUACAGUGUGGAAACAGGCCCUUCGGCCCAACAAGUCCACACCGACCCGCCGAAGCGCAACCCACCCAUACCCCUACAUAUACCCCUUACCUAACACUACGGGCAAUUUAGCAUGGCCAAUUCACCUGACCCGCACAUCUUUGUGACUGUGGGAGGAAACCGGAGCACCCGGAGGAAACCCACGCAGACACGGGGAGAACGUGCAAACUCCACACAGUCAGUUGCCUGAGGCGGGAAUUGAACCCAGGUCCCUGGCGCUGUGAGGCAGCAGUGCUAACCACUGUGCCACCGUGCCGCCCAUGAUGACUGGUUUAAUUCUGUCACAAUGCCUCAUUCUACAAACCACAAACCAUUUUAGCAAAUCUUUUAGAUACUGGUCUCCCUUAAUAAUUAUGCAAAUAUCUGUGUAAGUUGCAACA